AUGGAGCGGAAGAGCCCAAGUGGGAAGAAGUUCCGCAGCAAACCACAGCUGGCACGGUACCUGGGCGGCUCCAUGGACCUGGGGGCCUUCGACUUCCGGACGGGCAAGAUGCUGAUGAGCAAGAUGAACAAGAGCCGGCAACGGGUGCGCUAUGACUCCUCCAACCAGGUCAAGGGCAAACCUGAUCUGAACACGGCCCUCCCUGUCAGGCAGACAGCAUCCAUCUUCAAGCAGCCAGUGACCAAGAUCACCAACCAUCCCAGCAACAAGGUGAAGAGUGACCCCCAGAAGGCUGUGGAGCAGCCCCGGCAGCUCUUCUGGGAGAAGAAGCUGAGUGGCCUGAAUGCCUUUGAUAUUGCUGAAGAGCUUGUGAAGACCAUGGACCUCCCUAAAGGUCUGCAAGGAGUGGGACCCGGCUGCACAGAUGAGACCCUGCUCUCUGCCAUAGCCAGCGCCUUGCACACCAGCACCAUGCCCAUCACUGGCCAGCUCUCAGCUGCCGUGGAGAAGAACCCUGGAGUAUGGCUCAACACAGCCCAGCCCCUCUGCAAGGCUUUCAUGGUGACUGAUGAGGACAUCAGGAAGCAGGAGGAACUGGUACAGCAGGUUCGCAAACGGCUGGAAGAGGCGCUGAUGGCUGACAUGCUGGCCCAUGUGGAGGAGCUGGCCCGGGAUGGUGAGGCGCCGCUGGACAAGCCAGGUGCGGAAGAGGAGGUGGAAGAUGAAGAGGAGGAGGAGGAGGAGCCUGAUCAAGACCAGGAAAUGGAGCACAUGUAG
This is a messenger RNA of Pipistrellus nathusii (Nathusius's pipistrelle), 777 nucleotides long. Lineage: Eukaryota; Metazoa; Chordata; Mammalia; Chiroptera; Vespertilionidae. The record is from the annotation of a GenBank genome assembly.